GGCCGGCGAGCGUGCCUCGGCGGGGCCCCGCACUCUGGCGGCGGAGGAUGGAGAGAGCCAUGGAGCAGCUCAACCGCCUCACACGCUCCUUGCGCCGCGCCCGCACCGUCGAGCUGCCCGAAGAUAACGAAACUGCUCUCUACACUUUAAUGCCAAUGGUAAUGGCUGACCAACAUAGAUCUGUUUCUGAGUUACUAUCAAAUUCAAAGUUUGAUGUCAAUUAUGCCUUUGGAUGUGAGAAGAGGAGCUUGCUUCAUAUUGCAGCUAACUGUGGAUCGGUUGAAUGCCUAGUUCUGUUGUUAAAGAAAGGUGCAAACCCAAACUAUCAAGAUAUUUCAGGAUGCACUCCACUUCAUUUGGCUGCUAGAAAUGGCCAGAAGAAAUGUAUGGGCAAGCUACUAGAAUAUAGUGCUGAUGUCAACAUUUGUAAUAAUGAAGGCCUGACAGCAAUUCAUUGGCUUGCUGUUAAUGGCCGAACAGAAUUGCUUCAUGAUCUUGUACAGCAUGUUACAAAUAUAGAUGUUGAAGAUGCAAUGGGUCAGACAGCACUUCAUGUGGCUUGCCAAAAUGGUCACAAGACGACAGUUCAAUGUCUUUUAGAUAGUGGGGCAGAUAUUAAUCGUCCCAAUGUUUCAGGAGCAACUCCACUCUACUUUGCUUGCAGCCAUGGCCAAAGAGAUACUGCACAAAUCCUUCUGAUGAGGGGAGCCAAAUAUUUGCCAGACAAAAACGGAGUCACACCACUUGACCUCUGUGUACAGGGUGGCUAUGGAGAGACUUGUGAAAUUCUAAUACAGCACCAUCCUAGACUUUUCCAAACAAUUAUUCAAAUGACACAAAAUGAGGAACUCAGAGAAAAUAUGUUGCGGCAAGUCUUAGAACAUUUGUCUCAGCAAAAUGAAAACCAGUACCUUAAAAUAUUGACCAGCCUUGCUGAGGUGGCUACAACAAAUGGUCAUAAACUUCUCAGCUUGUCAAGUAAUUACGAAGCUCAGAUGAAGAGUCUAUUGAGGAUUGUGAGGAUUUUUUGUCAUGUCUUUCGCCUUGGCCCAUCCCCUCCCAAUAAUGGAAAUGACAUGGGCUACAAUGGCAAUAAAACACCAAGAAGCCAAGUGUUCAAGCCUCUGGAAUUACUCUGGCACUCAUUAGAUGAAUGGUUAGCUUUAAUAUCAGCAGAGCUGAUGAAAAAUAAAAGGAACUCAGCCAAUAUCACUUCCAUCUUACUGAAGCAGAAAGGACCAGAUGAGCACGAGGGUGCUCCGGCACACAUUUUUGAUGUAGCGCCGUCUGAGAAGGGCAGAACUCUAUCUGCAGAUGUAGGGGAGUCUAAAGUGUAUGAAAUUGGCAGUGCACAAGAAACAUAUGCAGAUUGCCAGGAUGUUAUUUCAGUAACAGCAAACCGGCUCAGUGCUGUCAUUCAAGCUUUUUAUAUGUGUUGCUCCUGUCAGAUGCCUCAAGGAAUGACAUCUCCUCGCUUCAUAGAAUUUGUCUGCAAACAUGAUAAUGUUCUUAAAUGCUUUGUAAACCGAAAUCCAAAGAUUAUAUUUGACCAUUUCCACUUUCUUCUUGAGUGUCCUGAGCUUAUGUCCAGAUUCAUGCACAUCAUAAAAGCACAACCUUUCAAAGAUCGCUGUGAAUGGUUUUAUGAGCACUUGCAUUCUGGGCAACCAGACUCGGACAUGGUUCAUAGGCCAGUCAAUGAAAAUGACAUUCUGUUGGUCCACAGAGAGUCUAUUUUUAGGAGCAGCUGUGAAGUUGUGUCUAAAGCAAAUUAUGCAAAGCUGAAACAGGGAAUUGCUGUGCGUUUCCAUGGCGAAGAAGGCAUGGGUCAAGGUGUGGUUCGUGAAUGGUUUGAUAUCUUAUCCAAUGAAAUAGUUAACCCAGACUAUGCUCUCUUCACUCAAUCAGCUGAUGGAACCACUUUCCAGCCAAAUAGCAACUCUUCAGUUAAUCCUGACCACUUGAAUUACUUUAGAUUUGCUGGACAAAUUUUAGGUUUGGCCUUGAAUCACAGACAACUGGUAAACAUUUACUUCACGAGGUCAUUCUACAAGCAUAUUCUUGGCAUUCCUGUAAACUAUCAGGAUGUGGCAUAUAUCGAUCCAGAAUAUGGGAAGAACUUGCAGUGGAUUCUAGAUAAUGAUAUCAGUGACCUGGGGCUAGAGCUGACCUUCUCUGUUGAGACGGAUGUAUUUGGAGCAAUGGAAGAAGUGCCUUUGAAACCAGGGGGUGCAAGUAUACUCGUCACACAGGAAAACAAAGCAGAAUAUGUUCAACUUGUUACUGAGCUUCGAAUGACAAGAGCCAUUCAGCCACAGAUAAAUGCUUUUCUGCAAGGCUUCCAUAUGUUCAUUCCACCACCUCUGAUACAACUAUUUGAUGAAUAUGAACUGGAACUCCUGCUUUCAGGCAUGCCAGAAAUCGAUGUGAGUGAUUGGAUAAAAAAUACAGAAUACACAAGUGGCUAUGAAAAAGAUGACCCAGUUAUUCAGUGGUUUUGGGAAGUUGUAGAAGAAUUGUCUCAGGAAGAACGGGUUUUGCUGUUACAAUUUGUCACCGGCAGUUCCAGGGUACCACAUGGUGGCUUUGCCCAUAUAAUGGGUGGUAGUGGACUGCAAAAUUUUACAAUUGCUGCUGUGCCAUAUACACCAAACCUUCUGCCAUCAUCCAGCACAUGUAUCAACAUGCUGAAACUGCCUGAGUAUCCAAACAAAGAGAUCCUGAAGAACCGGCUUCUUGUGGCAUUACACUGUGGCAGCUAUGGCUAUACAAUGGCAUAGUGAAGAAAGACCUUGCCUCUGGUAACUGAUGUGCAAUUCAGAGUGGCAGAAGUAAUUUAGAAGCCUGUCAAGAGAAGGAUGGUGAUGGUUGGAAAACAGUCUUGCAAUCCUGAUGUCCACAAUUUGCAAAUGACCCCGCAUUUCCUCUUCCUGUAUGCCACCCGAAGUCUGAGACAUUGUUUCUUUGAACAAAUUAAAAGUAUACUGUUCCUGUUUCAUGGUAUGAAUUAAAAGUACAUUGCUGUAAAAUGAUGAUUCUGUAUUGAAUAUGGCAUGCACUUCUCUCCCUAUAAUUAGAGUCAUUUCCCUUCCACCUGGAAUAUGACUCUAGUUCUUAUUCAAGCGAAAGUGCAAAUUUGUGCUUGCCUUUCCACUCAAAGGCCAUUUACUGCUAAUAAGCAUUACAAUUCAAGACACUGGAUCAUAUCAAGGUUUUUCAGUACAUGACCACAAGGAACUUUGAAUGCUGUCUCCGAGUUGCUACAUUCUUUGACUUAUUUGUAUGGGAUUUGCAUGUUCUAUGGCCAGGCUUAUAGCCAUAGUUAAUCAGACUAUUAAUUAACAUUUAUCAAUUAACCCAGUUGCCUCUGUUGAAGAAAAGAGGCAAGUGGGAAACUGGUGUGAGGCUGCAGCCAUGUAUCUUCUUGCAUGCAAAAAGUGCUGCAUAUUUCCUUAUUUUUCUCUCCAGGGAGCAUUGUACAGACAGUUCCAAAUAAGUAUACAAAAUGCCAUAUUUGAUGUAUUACCCCUCCCCCUCAUUUUAACUAACAGGAAAAAGUUACAAAGAAUUUUUAAAGGUUUUAUAGUAUUUUAAUACCUACCUAAACAUUUUAAAAGGUUUAUUCCUUAGUUUGUUACAAAAUACAUUUUUUUUGAGGAGGGGGAAAUAAGAUAAUUUAUACUAUACAUUCCAAAUGUGCGCCAUAUUUAAACCACUGAAGUAUUUGUGACUUUGCAUUCCUUCAAAGUGUACAUAUAUUUUAGAGGAAUAAAUCAUUUUAUUUGGGAUAUAUACUUUCUCAUGCCUGAGCUGUAUGAAAAGUGUGCAUUAAAAUUAAAUAUUUUAUUGUAACUUAA
Molecule: messenger RNA, 3857 nt
Organism: Anolis sagrei ordinatus
Lineage: Eukaryota; Metazoa; Chordata; Lepidosauria; Squamata; Anolidae
Gene: HACE1
Product: HECT domain and ankyrin repeat containing E3 ubiquitin protein ligase 1
Biological process (GO): Golgi organization; protein polyubiquitination; membrane fusion
Cellular component (GO): nucleus; cytoplasm; Golgi membrane
Molecular function (GO): ubiquitin protein ligase activity; protein binding
Source: RefSeq, a predicted model, not a curated record